Molecule: messenger RNA, 1347 nt
Organism: Aaosphaeria arxii CBS 175.79
Lineage: Eukaryota; Fungi; Ascomycota; Dothideomycetes; Pleosporales
Exons: 2
Coding region: 1-1347 (448 amino acids)
Source: RefSeq, a predicted model, not a curated record
AUGCGGAGGGUGACGACAUGCGCACCUAUACGUUCCGAUGAGGCAUACUCUACUGAAUGGAGAGAGGGAGUUCAUGAAGCAUUGGUUGGACGGACGAAUACCAGCGUCAGAUACUACGAAUUUGGAAACGGUACAAAAGGAUGCGAAGGUACUAACAAGACCACCGACCUCACAACCUUUUGCGUCACACAAUACCAGAAAGAUAACUUCCAGGUGCCUUACACGGUUCGAGGCGCAACCGCCUACCAUAACAACAACAGUGCGAGCGAUUUCGAACCCAUUGCAGCCUUUCGAGUCCCAGAUGCGGACACUACCCUUCUCUCCAUUAUGAGCACCGCCAAAUACACUGGCAAUGUUACGGACCCUUUGUUCAAUGCUCUCAAUCGCUCCGUCGUUUCCCAACAGGUCUUCUUCGAAUCAACACACGAUCUCAACGUUCUAGGUUGCACCGAACAAUACCAGUUCUGUAACUUGGGCAACGGGCGAUGUACAGCUCUAACAGGGCUGUACGGGAUCCAGCAGGCAUUCGAAAUAGGCGAUCUUUCCCUGAAUGCAAAGCAAUCUGCUAUGUUCCAAGUGAUGUGGAAGGCGACUUGGGCCAUGGGGCUCCAGUGGGCGUCCAAGCUCCUCUCGGACAAUCUCCUGCUCGCCAAAGAUUGGGCUUUCACUGCCAUAGCCCAGACUUCGUCUGCUUUGCCGCCAGAUCAGUGGCAAUCAGAGGCCUAUAACAUCCACAACUUGUCACUCGCGGUCUUCCAACGUCGGAUCAACGAAUACGCCAAGCCUGAAAGCUUUGAGAUCCGUCCUGGCGUGAACUCGUUGAACCAGCUCGUGGAGCCAACCGAUCCGGAGAUGCGGGCGCUCUGUGGCCUCCAGAAAAUACGGAGCUCGGAUCACUACUCAGUCAGCAUACUGGGAAUGUCUAUAAUUUUAGUCGUCGGCGGCGUCCUGAUACUACUUGACUGGAUUCUCGUCCAGCAGAUCUUCUGGUUCCGCUCGGUGACGCAUGCACGUCAGGCGAAAAAGGCGGAUUGGACAAACACAGGCACGCUGCAGCUCUACCGACAGGCUCUAGAAUCUCGUGGUGUUGGUCCGUGGAAAGUUAAGGAUUUCGAAUUUCCCGUACUUCUGUCGAGAAAUUACACAUUCAUGGGCUUGGGGUCCCAACAUGACCCAGCAACACAGCUACAUCGUAUGGACAGUGGUGACUGGGCACAACAACACACUGCUUACAUGCCUGAGCAUGCAGUGCCCCAGUACACAGCAUUGACACCACAAACACCCGAUAUGGAGGGAGAGAUUCAAGUCCUUGGGGAGAGCAAGAGCAGCGAUGGGAAGCUUCGGUAG